CAGGGAGAGCAUGCAAUCUCCACCCAGAAAGAUCCCAGGAAGACUAAAGUGCUAACCUCCAAGUCACUGUGCAGUACUGAUAUGAAUUCACCUGAGUAAUACAAAGAUUUUGGUUAGAACCCUACAAAAUUAGAUAAAAUACAAAUUUACACAACUAAAUUAGCAAGUUAGGUUAAAACCCAACCCCAUUGUUAAUUAUUGAGAUUUCCCAAUGACAAAUAAAACUGAGAUCCUACAAAAUUAUACAUGGAAAACCCAAACAACCCAAAGAUUCUAUGUGAGCAAGCAUAUUCAAUUCAAUUCAAUUAUGUUUUGUUUUUAUAGUGCCAAUUGUCUCAAGACGCUUUACAGAACCCGUAUGCCUGAACCUAUUUAACUAUAACAAUCUCAUGAACAGGAUAACCAAAAUAAAGCGUAUUGGCCAGAUUAAAAAAGAGGUGGAACUGCAAAAACAAAACAGAAAGCCGAGACAACCCAUCAAUUAAAACCAUAAGGGCAAUAAAAAGAAACGAAGAGUGGACAGGACUAGAGCAGCUUUAGGAACAACUAAAAGCAAUGGCAAAAAGGCAAGUGUUUAAUUUUGAGUUGGAACAGCAAAUGGUGGGACAGGGUUUAUUAUAACACAGGCAACUGUUCCAGAGACUGGGUACAGUAACUGAAAAAGCCCUGCUGCCUCUGGUUUUAGGGCACUGAAAGCACUGGCAAAUAAGCUUUUGGGGGAAAAAAAAUAAAAAAUCUGGAGGAUUUAUUCUCUGAAUUGUAAGAUGUACAGCUAUUGAUAUAAACAUUCAUAUCUAGAAAAUAUUUGUAUAUUACAAUGGAAGUUUUGUGAAAUAAAAGAAUGAGGGCAGAAGGAAUUUAGCCUACUUUAUAUACAAACCAUCCAUAAAUAGGAAGAUUCCAUGCUGUGUAAAUAACAUGUUUAUCGGUGAAGCAACAAGUAAACUAACAUCUGCUGUAACUGCAGUGGAGAAGGCUACAGGCUUUCUCUGUGAAUAUGAAUUGGUAUAGAAUUAAAUUACCCAAAUAAUUCUGUAAAAACUGGAUUUAAGUGCAAUACUUGAGUAAAUGUGCUAAGUUACUUCCCCAACAGACAUAAAUAAGACAUCUCUGUCGAGGCUAAAUGUAUAAUGCAGCACCCCCUCCACUGAGGAGCUCAGAGCAGCCAUUUAAAUGUUCUGGUCUCCAUAACCGUGGUGCCUGGAAACAUGCUGCUGGUGUCAGCUCUGCUUCGGUACAGAUAAAGCUAAUACCUGAAAGUGAGGCUUUCUAAGUGGCGCUAGGAUCCACAGUUGUCAGUUACACUUUUCAGUUAGCCGUCAGUGAAGUGAACUUUCAUCUGGAAAUGGAAAUGGAGUGGAUUCCAGCGCAGUGAAACACUAACAAAACAGCAGUCACCAAUGGCAGCCAAAGAUAGCAAGCAGUGGUGGGAUCCGUAUGAAACAUCUUAUAAAACACAGUUCAUCAACCAGCCAAACUCAGCUGCAGAGAUUCUGCUGCGCCCAAUGUCAACAUCAUUUAUAGACUCCUAUUCAAAGUCGGAACCUUUUGGUUCAACUGUAUACAAUAAGGACUUCUGCUGGAAGCCGGUCUGUAAACCUGAAUGCAUUCGCACAGGAACAGCCUCAGGACAGAGGAGAAACAACCCGCAUCCCAGCCAGUCUUUCAUGAUGUGGAGGCUGCCGAGGGAUGCUGCACGAAACUCUGAGUAUGUUGCGUUUCCCUGGAAAUGUCCCCCAUCUGAGGGCAUGAUACGUAAAGCAUUGACAGCGCAGUACUCCUCCACCUACACAUGUGACUUCAUGGGUUUGCCUCAAGGAUAUGAGGGCAUCACUAAAGCAGAAGGACAACUUGCACGGCUGCACAGCAGGCGUCACAUGCCACUCUCCGCUGACACUGAGAUGAGAGCCAAUUACCGCCUGCCAAAGCCUGAGCUGCUGGGAAAUCUCCUUCACUACAGCUGCAAAAAAAAUCCAAACCUGGCCUGCUGUGGUGUCGUUCCAACUGUUGUGCAAAGACACAUCCACACUCAGAAGCAGAAGGGAUCAGAUGUGACAACCUAUGACCGGUUUUGUGGAAAGAGAGUCGGUGAUUUCACAUCUGUGAUAAAUUCUCUGCUGCCCCAGGAGCUGCAGCAACUGCACAGAGUUUUACCUGAGGAGGAAAAGGAGGCAGUAAACUCAGUUUUGAGUAAAGAGGCUUGUCCAGACAAUGGGGAGAAAAUGAAUAAACUUCCAGCAGUGGUGCGUAGGUCCUGCUCACCUGCGUGGAUAUCAAGCUGGCCAGGACCUCUCUAAACCUUUCUGAUUAUAUUAGUUGUUUUAUCUGUGUUUGUGUCUUUAUGUGAAAAGAAAAGCAAAAUGAAUCCAUUGUAAAUGAAAUGUGUUAGUCAGAAUUUUUGAGUGUAACUUGUAUGUUAUGGUAAUUAAACAUCUGCACCCAGUUAGAAGAAAUUUGUCUGUUUUUAUGUUUCAUAAUUUCCUCAUUCUGCCAUCUGAUGUUGCAGAAAAGCGUUGAUGCCAAUGCUUUUGUCUGCUUAUAAAAUAAACUAUAUUUUUGCAUUUUCAAUUAUUGUCUUUUAAAUC
Molecule: messenger RNA, 2585 nt
Organism: Acanthochromis polyacanthus (spiny chromis)
Lineage: Eukaryota; Metazoa; Chordata; Actinopteri; Pomacentridae
Product: testis-expressed protein 26
Exons: 7
Coding region: 1401-2297 (298 amino acids)
Cellular component (GO): cytoplasm
Source: RefSeq, a predicted model, not a curated record